AUGGACCGCUACUUGAGCCGUAUGUCCACCCGCAUCAAGAGGCGACUGAACACACAUGAUAAAACGGCUACGGAGGCAGGAAAUGCGCCUAAUCUCGCUGAUGAGCAUCAUGCGCCGACGAACCAAGUCCAGGCAGACUUGACAAUCCAACUGACGUCGGAACUCUCAAACCGAGCUAUAGCCGAACCAUCCAACCAACUAACACCUGAGUCGACGGAUGAGGUACCUGAUCAGCUUGGGUCUGGUUCUGGAGGCCAAGAUGCUUCUCCCACCCUUGUACUUGCUUCAGCCGACACAAAGGCGCAGUCUUCCAAUCCAGCCCCCGAGAGCUCCGAUGCUAUCUCGAGGCGCACUCUAUGGCAACAGGCGUACAACAAACUGUGUACAGAAGAGGACUUUGACAGUAAACUGCUCCAUUAUGAGAAAUAUGUCCUUGCCCACGCAAACGUUGCUGCGAGCGCCAAAACCAAUCAGAGUCUAAUUCAGGAAUGGGUCAGGAAAGAGCUUGACAACCUUUCAGAGAAGCGAGUCGUCAUUGUCAGACAGGGAAAACAAGUUGUUGUCCGAGACAAGAUUUACGAAGUCAUCAAGUUCAUUGUCAAGUACAAAGACCUUGUCAAAGCUGGCGUGUCCGCGGAUCCGACGGCUGCUUUGGCCUGGGGUGGUGCUAUGGCGAUAAUACCGUUUCUCCAAAACGUGUUCCAGCAAGAUGAAGAUGCAGCCACUGGGUUCGAGGAUAUUUGCUUCCUUACCCUGCAAAGCAACGUGGUUGAGCACAGGCUGAACGAGUUGCGCCAAAAAAGGAUGGAGCAGGAGAUUGUCAACAUUUAUGCAACCUCUCUUCGUUACCAGAUCAGACUUCUGGUACACUAUCAGCAUGGCUCCCUUGUCCGUACUGGUCGUGAUGCCGUGCAAGCAGACGCGUGGAAUGACAUGCUGAAAGAUGCAAAAAACGCCAACGCAAAGAUAUCGGGCGGCUUCACUACCCUCGGAAGCGACAUGGCCUUGUCCGAGCUUCCGGCCAUUUCAGAGGGUGUCAAGGCUCUUCGUGAGCAGAUGACGCUAACGUGCGUUGGUGCCGCCCUCUUCGACUCCCGAGAGGUAGAAGAACACGGUGGUUACCUCGAGGGCACCCCAUCAUUCCCUAGAAAGCCGUUGCGUCUCCCCUCAGUCAUAUUCUCCAGAUGA
Fusarium vanettenii 77-13-4 is the source of this 1188-nucleotide messenger RNA. RefSeq lists its product as uncharacterized. Lineage: Eukaryota; Fungi; Ascomycota; Sordariomycetes; Hypocreales; Nectriaceae. The record is from RefSeq and is a predicted model, not a curated record. The coding region runs from base 1 to 1188 and encodes 395 amino acids. The transcript is spliced from 6 exons.